UUACGGUCGAACACAACACUUGUAUGCAAAAAUUUAAAGCAGAAAAAGUGUCUUUUUUUAAAGAUAAUUUUUAAAUAGAAAACAUAAAUAUGAAUUUAAAUGGCAAAGAAUAAUAACAAUUAGCAAAAAAAUAUUAUUAAUAAAAUUAAAUUAAAUAAAAAGUGUCAAGAAGUGUUAAUGAAGUUAUACAUAAUAAUUCUUAAGGAAACAUUUAAAAGGUCAAUUAUAUUUAUUAAAGGCAACUAUUUAGUAUUUAAAACUUUAAAUGCUAAAGGAAAAAAAUUUCAUUAAAAAACGUUUAAGUUAAUUGUUUAUUUAACUAAACAAAAGGCUUAUGAAACAAAGUCUAAUAGAAGAAAAAAAACCAUACAAUUUAUAAUUUAAGAAUAGAAUAUAAAAAAAAAGAAAUUUUCCUUUAACAGAAAAGUGUCAUGUUGUAGUACUCAUUCACUCUUUUCUUUUAUAAUACAAACAUCCUUAGCAUCCUUGUCGUAAGUUGUUAACGUCUCCCAUUGAAAGUUCGUGACUAAAAGGAUACAAAUAUAUAAUAAAAAGGUGCCAUAAUAAAACACGUUAUAUGUUUGCUUGUAUGUCUGUUAGUGAGAAAAAAACUAAAAUGAAAUGAUUACGACUAGUAAAAGAGUUACUACUGCCAGCAGCUAUUACCAGCAAUAUUACUACUAUAACUGAAUACAUACAUACGAGUAGAGCACACAAUUACAAAACUUUUAAUAUUGCUACUACUACCAAUGACACACUAUUGCUACGAAUCCUUUCACUGCUAACAACAUACCAACACACUACAACUGGUAAGGCUGAAACCGAUGUUGAGCAACAAGCCACUUAAGCUACCACCACCAUCAGCAGCAACAACAGCACCAUUACCAACACUUAUUUAAGCCAAGAUAAUCAUCAUCAUAUAAAAUAAAUUACAGAAAAAAACAAACGUUUUUCCUCUCAUUUUCAUUUAAAUGCAAAAAAGCGUUGCUUUUCUUUAUUCGUCUUUUUUUGUGUGAACUUUUUUAUGACGUACUUCUUGUCGCUUAAUAAAAUGAAAUAAAAGGCAUAAUUAUGUUAAAAGGGUUCCCUUUUCAUUCAUAACUGCCAGAAACAACUACUACAUACACAGCUAAGGAUUUGUGCAUAUAAAUCUGUGUGCAUGUAAAUGUCUGCAUAUGUAAUAUGUAUAUGUGUGGUAUACAUACACAAAAAAAAAAAAUACACUUCCAUAAAGGAUUAUAAAUAAAAAAAAAUAAAAUAAAAAUAGAAAGUGAAAAUAAACUGAAAAUAAAAUACUAAAAUCUAGAACAUUGUUAAUGCCCAAACAACCAUGUAUGUUUGCUGUUUAACUUUAAUGUACCAUAUAAAAAUAUAUUUAAAAAACAAAUAAACUCAUAAAAAAUUCCUUACACAAAGUAAACAAAACAACAACAGCCAUUACAGCAAAAUAAACAAAUAUUAACAUGUUUUAUAAAUAUUUGAAAAAUAUUAAAUAAAUAUUUAUACACUCAUUAAAUAAUGUAUGCUUAAUUUGUAAUAACAAAAGCAACAGUGCAAAAAAAACCCCAACAAACGACAUCAUAAAAAUUAAUUAAAUUUAAACAAAAACUAGCAAAUAUAAAAAUAAUCGUCAACAUCAUAAAAACACCAACAGCUAUUUUAUAUAAAAAAAUUAAUAAAAAUUAUUAAAAAAAAAAUAUUAUAAUAAAAUAAUCUCACUUCAUUGCAUGUGUGUAUGAAUUUAAUUACGAAAAUAAUAAAAUAAAUAAAUAAAAUUUUACAACAAUAGUCCAAAAUUUAUUUUAAUUAACAAAUUUAUAAUGGUUUAACAAUUAAAACUAUUGUAUUUAGUGUUUUCAUUAUAUAGUGCUACAUAUACACAAUAUUAUUACGAAUAAAUAUAUUUUAUUUGUAUAAAUAUUUAACUACCUCUAUAUAUAAAUUAUAAAUAUUAUUAAUAUAAUAAUAAAUUUAACAAAAUAAUUAAUUAAUAUGACAAACAUGGAUUAUUGGCUGUUUUUAAUAUUCUCAAUAUUUUUUAUUGAUUUACAAAGUGUAUGCUGUUUAUUUGUGACUGAUUUAAAUGUUCCGGAAAUUGUUGAUUUUCGUGAUAAUGUCACAUUAUCAUGUAGUUAUGCCAUGAGUGGACACACAUUGAAUUCUGUCAAAUGGUAUAAAGAUAAAAUGGAAUUUUUCAGAUAUUCACCUAUGAUGCAUCCGGUUUAUAUAAAGUUUCCGGUGGUUGGUGUACAUUUGCCAGAUGGUAAAUACUAUUGCAAUGAAUCAUCGUGUAGAGUGGAAUUGAGUAUGUUAAGUGCGAAAUCAUCGGGUGUUUACAAAUGUGAAGUGUCUGGAGACGCACCACAUUUUCAACUGGCAGCCAAAGAGGAUAAUAUGACUGUAGCAGCUCUACCUCAAAGUGAUCCAUUAAUAGAAAGCUUUAAUCCCAUGUAUCGUAUGGAAGACUAUCUAAGUGCUAUUUGUACCUCUGAUUAUUCCAGUUUACCCACAAGAUUAACGUGGUUUAUCAACGGUGAACAGGCUUCUUUAGGUGAAUUACAACCAAAUGUUGAUACCAGCAUCUCAGCACAUGGCUACAUUUUACGACGACAAAAACUGCAGGUUCAUUUUUAUUUGAGCGGCCCACGUUUCUAUCAGGCGGGUAAAAUUUUACAAUUGAAAUGUAUAGCGGAGAUUGAAAACUUUCCCGAACUGACACGCGAAACUUCACUGAAUGCUGCCCUGAUUCCUUAUGACAAUUUAAACAAUCAAAUGUUAAUACAUGCCGGUACAAAUGGCGGAAGCUCGACAAGUAAAUAUCCAGCAACUAUUAACAACACAAUCAUUUUAAACAUUGUCCUGGUGAUAUUUUCAACAAUUUUAAGUUUAAAUACUUUAUGAUCUAUUCAAAAUAUGAUGUCAUUUAUUAAAAUAACGAAUUAUUUCUAAAAUAAAAGCAAAAAAUGACAAAUGCUGUAUUGUAGUAUUAGUAUGAAGUAAAGGAAAUAAAGCGGCGAAUAGUAGGAGUAUACUUAGUUUAAGCAACAGCAGCAAUAGAAGGAAAAGAAAAAGCUGUUAUACGAAGCAAACGGAAAUAAAUAUAAAAGGCUGAGUAUAAGAUGUUAUAAUAGGAAUGAAAAAUAAAGCAACAUCAACAAAAAAAUAUAAGGAAGAAGUUACUAUAUCAUAUUAGUUAGUCUAUAACAAAAAAAAACGAAAAACAAGAAUAAAAAAUUAAAAAAAAAAAAUAAGGAAAUAAAUAAAUAAUUAUAUAAUAAAAAUUCAAAGAAAUAAGUGAACGUUAUAAACUUAUAAAUAAAUACAAAUAUUAAGUAUUAUGGAAAGUGUGAGAAGAAGGCAAAAUAUUAUUUAUUUUUCAUUUAAUUUAUUUAUUCAUAUAAUUUUUUGUUUAUUUUGACUUUAAUGUAAAUAACAACAUCCUUUGUACCAGGUAAAAUAAAAACGAGUGGAGGAAUAUUUAAGAUAAAUAUACAUAAAUAAUUACUUACAAAAAAAAAGUUAUGUGUAGUUUGUAUUUAGUAAAUAAGAUUUUAAAAAUUUAAGUUAAAGAAAGAAAAAAAAACAGCAGAAAAUUCAAACAAGAAUUUAAUUCUUAUUUUGCCAGUAAUAAUAUAGGAAAAAUAAAACAAACAAAAUAAAAAUAAAUAUUUUUAAUAAUAGUUAAACAUAACGAAUAUUGUGUUUUAAACACUUGACUAGAUAUUAUUUUACAAAAAAAAAAAAGAAAGAUAAACUUAAAAAAA
This is a messenger RNA of Lucilia sericata (common green bottle fly), 3764 nucleotides long. RefSeq lists its product as uncharacterized. The record is from RefSeq and is a predicted model, not a curated record. The transcript has 6 exons. The coding region runs from base 1993 to 2901 and encodes 302 amino acids. Lineage: Eukaryota; Metazoa; Arthropoda; Insecta; Diptera; Calliphoridae.